AUGCUAUCCCGAAGCAUCUACCGCCAGGCGACACGCCUCGGCUUUGCAGCUUCGUCAAAGAUUUCUGCUCGGGUUGUCGCCCCAACUGUCGUCAAUGCAGUCAGAACCUAUGCCGCCGACGCGAAAGCCUCCCCAACUGAGGUCUCGUCUAUCCUCGAGCAAAGAAUAAGAGGUGUACAGGAAGAAGCUGGCCUCGCUGAAACAGGAAGAGUUCUCAGUGUCGGUGAUGGUAUUGCUCGUGUCCAUGGUAUGAGCAAUGUCCAGGCUGAGGAACUGGUCGAAUUUGCUUCUGGUGUUCGUGGCAUGUGCAUGAACUUGGAAGCUGGUCAAGUCGGUGUUGUGUUGUUCGGUUCCGACAGAACUGUCAAGGAAGGCGAUACCGUCAAACGAACAGGUCAGAUUGUCGAUGUUCCUGUCGGUGAGGCUAUGCUUGGUCGUGUCGUCAACGCCCUUGGUGAGCCAAUCGACGGAAAGGGACCAAUCAAGACCACCCAGAGAAUCCGAGCUCAAGUCAAGGCACCUGGUAUUCUGCCCCGAAAAUCCGUCAACCAGCCUGUACAGACUGGCUUGAAGGCCAUCGAUGCCAUGGUUCCAAUUGGUCGUGGUCAGCGAGAGUUGAUCAUUGGUGAUCGUCAAACUGGUAAAACUGCCGUCGCUCUUGACUGCAUGUUGAACCAAAAGAGAUGGAACGAUGGUGGUGAUGAGACCAAGAAGCUCUACUGCAUCUACGUCGCUGUCGGCCAGAAACGAUCCACCGUCGCUCAGCUCGUCAAGACUCUUGAGGAGAACGAUGCCAUGAAAUACUGCAUCGUCGUCGCUGCCACAGCCUCCGAAGCCGCCCCACUACAGUACAUCGCUCCUUUCACUGGUUGUGCGAUUGGGGAGUUCUUCCGUGAUUCUGGCCGACACGCUGUUAUUAUCUACGACGAUUUGACCAAGCAGGCCGUUGCUUACCGACAAAUGUCUUUGUUGCUCCGACGACCUCCAGGCCGAGAGGCUUACCCAGGUGACGUUUUCUACCUCCACUCCCGACUUCUCGAGCGAGCUGCCAAGAUGAACGACAAGCACGGUGGUGGCUCCCUUACUGCUCUGCCCGUCAUUGAGACCCAGGGUGGUGAUGUGUCUGCCUACAUUCCAACCAAUGUCAUUUCUAUCACUGAUGGGCAAAUCUUCUUGGAGGCUGAAUUGUUCUACAAGGGUAUCCGACCUGCCAUCAACGUCGGUCUUUCUGUCUCUCGUGUCGGUUCCGCUGCUCAGCUCAAGGCCAUGAAACAGGUCGCCGGUUCGUUGAAGCUUUUCUUGGCUCAAUACCGAGAAGUCGCUGCCUUUGCCCAGUUCGGUUCCGAUCUUGAUGCUGCCACCAAGCAGACAUUGAACAGAGGUGAGCGUCUUACAGAAUUGCUCAAGCAGAGACAGUAUCAGCCUAUGGCGGUCAACGAGAUGGUGCCACUCAUCUUUGCUGGUGUCAAUGGUCUUCUCGACAACAUCCCAGUCAGCCGAAUCACACAGUGGGAGAAGGACUUCUUGCAGGACGUUAAGACCAACCACUCCGACAUUAUUGAAACGAUUGACAAGGAGGGCACAAUCAGCAAGGACCUUGAGAACAACAUGAGAGAAACUAUUCAGAGCUUCAACAAGUCUUUCAUGUCAUAG
Molecule: messenger RNA, 1653 nt
Organism: Lithohypha guttulata
Lineage: Eukaryota; Fungi; Ascomycota; Eurotiomycetes; Chaetothyriales; Trichomeriaceae
Gene: ATP1
Product: Alpha subunit of the F1 sector of mitochondrial F1F0 ATP synthase
Exons: 5
Coding region: 1-1653 (550 amino acids)
Biological process (GO): proton motive force-driven ATP synthesis; proton transmembrane transport
Molecular function (GO): ATP binding; proton-transporting ATP synthase activity, rotational mechanism; ADP binding
Source: RefSeq, a predicted model, not a curated record